AUGUUGACGAACGUAGCAGUAGGCGCCUACACGUUCAACAGUUCAGCCCUCCUCAUCAAUUCAUCGCUGAUGCUGACGGCAUUUCUUGCCGUUGAUGGUAAGAACGGCCUGAGUGACCCUUCGGUGUUUUGUUCUUUGACGCUGCCCGGGUUCGAUCCCCACUGGAUCGGUGUCGACCUGGGAAAUGUGUUUCAAAUAUUCUACGCGGUACUUUACGCUGGCUCAAAUAGAGCUGGAGUUGCAACCAAAAACGAUUUGAACUUCUUCAUAGUGGGAGUGAGCAACAGGUCCCUGGAUGUUCACCCGCCAGUGAGAGGCACCUACGAUCUCUGCGCUCAAUAUCCAGGUGUGGUUGCUCCGAAGCAGGUGGUUCAGUUGAAUUGUUCCUCCACUACGCCUCCAGCCAGAUACGUCAUACUGCAACAACCUUCCAACUCUACUGGAUACAUGUCCGUCUGCGAAUUCGAAGUCUAUGGAACACCAUUCGGAACUCAGAGACAGAACUUGCUGCUGCACAAACCAGCCAACUCGAGUUCAACGUACAGCGAGCUCGGCAUACCAAACCAAUGCGGUCCAUUCACCGCAGACUUCGUUGUCGAUGGAUUCCACGACACCCAGCUUUUGAAUUGCCACUGUGGACACAAUAAUGAUUUUGGCAACAAACCGAACUGGUUCGUCGUCGACAUGCUAGAGAUGUUCUACGUCGACUACAUCCUCUUCACGGCUCGUAUCGAAUACUACGGCCGCCACCGAAAUGAUAAUUUUUACGUCGGCUUCUCCAACCAGCCCAGCUCAGUAUCUCCACCAAUCAGAAAGCAGUACCCUCUCUGCGGUCAGUGGCCCGGCUAUGUAGUCCCUGGAUCUGAGGUGCUUAUGAAGUGCAACGCCAAUCUGCCAUCUUUCAGAUAUCUCAUUGCUCAGGGAGCUUUGAAUGCUUUCGAUGGCUUUUUUGCAUCGUGUGAGAUUGAAGCCUACUCCCCCUUAUCUAAUGAUUUUUUGGUUUGGAAAAGAAAGGCAGGCACGUACCUGGCUGGCUACAAGGUGAUGACGCUGACGGUUAGAAGCGCUACUGAGUGCUUCAUUCGCCGUCGUCAGUUCGGCGGAUGUGACUCCAUCAACUUCAACUCCGCUUCCAAGAAGUGCGAACUUAACAGACAUCAAAAUGGAUACUCAGCACCGAGUUCAAAUACAAACUGGGCAUUUUACGUUGUCAACUAUUAUUGA
This is a messenger RNA of Helobdella robusta, 1224 nucleotides long. RefSeq lists its product as hypothetical. The record is from RefSeq and is a predicted model, not a curated record. The coding region runs from base 1 to 1224 and encodes 407 amino acids. The transcript is spliced from 5 exons. NCBI's taxonomy places the organism in Eukaryota, Metazoa, Annelida, Clitellata, Rhynchobdellida, Glossiphoniidae.